Alternaria rosae is the source of this 3209-nucleotide messenger RNA. Its product is annotated as myosin-binding striated muscle assembly central-domain-containing protein. The record is from RefSeq and is a predicted model, not a curated record. The transcript has 2 exons. NCBI's taxonomy places the organism in Eukaryota, Fungi, Ascomycota, Dothideomycetes, Pleosporales, Pleosporaceae. Bases 303 to 2759 code for a protein of 818 amino acids.
GUGAUGAUGCCUUACAACAAGUCACCCGUGACUAAUAUCAAAGGGUGGGUGGGAGAAGCGGAGGGGAGGCGGCGGGGUGGAGGACGGGCGGAGGUGGAAGUCUCUUUCCUCGAGGUCUUUUAGGUGUAGUUCCAAGGUUGCUUCUAGUGUAGAGGUGAUCAGCAUCCCCCGCGCUCCACUAAACUUCUCCGCUGAGGCCCGUGCGGCGUGCAUCAAAACGAUCCAGGCCCCGUGACACGUGGGCAUCCAUAAACCCACAUGGCUGUCACUUAGAUCGGUCUUCGUCCAUCAAACAAUCAACAAUGGCCUCCACAUCCGAAGAAGACAGAGCGGUGCAACUUGCCGAGAAGGCAAGCGAGAGCACCAAGUCAGGCGAUUUAACCGUUGCAGCUCGGUACCUGCGUGAAGCUAGUACAAUCGCACCCGAGCAUCCGCGGAUCAAAGAAGCAUGGAUUGCGCUGAAAGAAGAGGAAAACAAGAGCGAACUCCUAGGCCACUGUCGAGCUUGGGUACGCAGCAAAGACGAACACGAUGGCGAAAAGGCACUCAAAGCAAUACGAUCGCACGGUCUGAAGCAGAACGAAGCAGAACAAGCAAUGGCCAUCCUCUUCGACUUCAAAGGCGAAGACGACAUCCUCGACCAGGUCUCAGGCGAACUACUCCAGAACCCUGGAGCACAGAUGUGGCUCGCCAAAGCCGUCCGCGAGCAGCCGACACGAAUUUACUACGAGAUGUUUGAGCGCGGCGACGACUCCAUCGACGGUCUACUCAAGGUCCUGCUCAACCGAGCGCUCUGGCCCGACGACGAAUCUUUCAAGACGGGGCAUAGAGACAUCUUCAUGCUCAGUUUGGCGAUGAUGAUGGAGGAAGCGCUUGAGCACCCAGAAAGGGCGAUGAAGGGUAUUGCGCAGCUACUUGCUCAUUACGCGGAGCAUCUUAAAGGUAUCAUCGAUGCGGAUAGUUUCGACGUUAUCCUCACGUCGCUUGAUAUCAGACUGCCUGCUAGUCUGCGUAGUCAGGCCACUCUGGCGAGUAUCAAGCUGUUUGAGCUUGCGCCGGAGACUGCUAGCGAGUUGAUCUCGAAGUUUGUUACGCACCGGACGAAGAAGGGGGAAGCGAAUGAUCUGGUCAUCGCUUUUUCGGCGGCUGCGGCUAUAUUUCCGGUAGCUGUCAGUGCUGCUGCUGCGCUCUUCCUCACAGAUGGCUUUGUCAGCACGUUGGUGUCAAGAGUUCAGAGCAAGAAGUCGCACAAUCUUGAACAGGCGACUUUAGAGCUGAUCAGCGCUGCAUGUGUCGACAAGAACUGUCGAGAGGCGAUCAGCAAGAACUGCAGAGAAUGGUUGGAAGACGUUGUUGCAGAAAGCCAGAACAAGAAGCGUGCCAACUUGGCCGCGCUCGUACUCGUCAAGCUAGGCGAAGAGCAGCCGUCUGAAGAUGCACCAAGAAUCGUGAGGGCGGAAAAGGUAGAUCAAAGCGACCUGAUCGCCAGCUUCAAGUCCAUGGUCAUAGGUGGCGACACAUCCUCAAAGCAAGACUCAGUCGAAGGACUCGCCUACGCCUCGCUCCAACCCAAAGUACGAGAAGACCUCUCCAAGUCGCCCAAGUUUCUCAAACGCCUCAUUGAAACCAUGAGCGACCCUUCAUCACCCAAGAACAUCGUAUUCGGCGGCCUGACAAUCUUCGUCAACAUCACACAAUACCUGCCCCUACAAUCAGAAGAAGAAAAACGCAUGGCCCAACUCAAAGCCUACGCCAAUGUGCAAAAGCCAUCGACCCCCCACGUCCUCCUCAACGACGAAGACGUCGCCAUACGCUGCAAACGCGUGCUAGACGCGGGCGUCGUCCCUCUCCUGGUACAAGUCUGCAAGAAAGGCUCUCCAUCCAUCCUCACCCAAAGCAGUCUGAUCCUGCUCUCCCUCUCCAAAGACACAAAGUCUCGCGGCACAAUGGCGCAACAAGGCGCGGUGAAACUCCUCAUCCAAAUCCACGACCACAUAUCUAGUACAAAUGACCUCUCAACAACCGGCACCACGCCCUUCCCGCCCGCCGCCCUCCCCACAACAGCCCAAGCCCUCUCCCGGCUCUUGAUUAGCAUAAACCCCUCCCACGCUUUCAACGCCGCACUACCCAGCGCAUCAGCUAUCCGACCCCUCCUCAGCCAACUCACACGCACAGAGUCUUCGACAUGGCAACUCCACGCCUUUGAAGCGCUCCUCGCACUCACGAACCUCGCUUCUCUGGACCGGAAUACGCAAGACCAUAUCAUCCGCCAGUCUUUCGACACAGUUGUUGAUGAUUUGUUGCUUAGUUCAAACACGAUGAUCCGCCGUGCGGCGACGGAACUCCUAUGUAACCUCAUGGCCUCACCAGUCUGCAUUAGUAACUUCGCAGACGGCUCACCGCGGGCGAAACACCGACUCCAUCUCCUACUUGCUAUGACGGAUGUCGACGACUCUGCAACACGAUCGGCGGCUGGGGGUGCGCUGGCGAUGUUGCUGAGUGUGGAUCUUGCGGUGCUGGAGUUUCUCAAGCAGGAUAAGAGUGUGGAGUGGUUGGUGGGGUUGUGCAAGGAUGAGGAUGAAGGGAUUAGGUAUCGGGGGAUUGUUUGCUUGAGGAGUGUGGUGGAUGUUAAGGAGGGGGUGGAGGUGUGUAAAAAGAGGGGGGUGGUGGAGGAAUUGAAGGGGGUGCUGCAGGGGAGUCGGAGUCAGGAGGUGCUGGGGGUGGGGGUGGAGACUAUGAAGAUACUUUUGGGGCAGUAAAAGGAAGUCGACAGAUAUGAUUGUGUGGUGAAGGAAAAGGAAGUCUGUAUAUCAUCUCUUAGUAAAGAAGAUCCAUGUGUUUUCUGAGUUCUACCUAUCUACGACAACAUAUUCUUUAGCCUAUCAUUUCCACGGUCCCGUUCCUCAAUCACACAAACCAAGACUAGCACCUCAUACAAAGGAAAUACUAAAAAGGUCUGCAGAUUACAUCGAGAUCAACACGUGCAAAGUAAGCGAGCCAACGUUAAUGUAGACUCUAGGGUGCCCAGUUCUUCCCUAGGUCAACGUGCUAGAUAUCCAAGAGCCUAACAUGUCUAGUAUUCAUCUCUUCAACACACUCCCCGGUAUCCGCAGACACCCUCCCCUCCUUCGACUUCCCAAACUGCUCAUACUCUCCCUCACUCCUCCACGGAAAAAUCGUCACAAACACGUCAUCCUCUCCCUCCUUCU